This is a messenger RNA of Hypanus sabinus (Atlantic stingray), 1015 nucleotides long. RefSeq names its product cytosolic iron-sulfur assembly component 2A (gene ciao2a). The record is from RefSeq and is a predicted model, not a curated record. Lineage: Eukaryota; Metazoa; Chordata; Chondrichthyes; Myliobatiformes; Dasyatidae. The coding region runs from base 55 to 540 and encodes 161 amino acids. The transcript is spliced from 5 exons.
CCCGGAAGCGUGGCCAUCCCUGUCCUGCAGCCGCGGUUCCGUAAUGGCUGAGGAAUGGAGAUAGUCUCUGGGCUCGCGUCCUAUGCCCUGGCAAAGUUCUUCUUUCUUUCGCGGCUGUCAGUUAAAGAAGAUGCGGAAAAAAUCAGGAAAAUGGAAGAGAAAACGCUAGAAGUCUAUGACAUUAUUCGUACAAUUCGUGACCCAGAAAAGCCAAACACGCUGGAGGAGUUGGAUGUGGUCACCGAAGAGUGUAUCGAUGUGAAAUUACUCGCUGAUGACGAAUACCUCAUCAUUAUUCGAUUCACACCAACUGUCCCUCACUGCUCUUUAGCCACUCUGAUUGGUCUCUGUCUGCGAGUCAAGUUACAACGAUGUUUACCUUUCAAACACAAGUUAGAGAUCUACAUCGCUGAAGGGUCACACACCACUGAGGAAGAUAUUAACAAGCAGAUCAACGAUAAAGAACGUGUGGCAGCAGCUAUGGAGAACCCAAAUCUGCGGGAGAUCGUGGAGCAGUGUGUUGUGGAGCCCGAUGACUAACGGCCCCCGGACCUGCAGGAGAUGGGACUCUGGCUUGUGGCCUGUCUGAAACAGGUCGCCUCCACUCUGUGCAAUGACCAAUACUGCAGUGGCAAUCACUAACACAAACACACCCUUGUUGUAUAUGCUGAGAUUGCUGUGUUACUUCUAUCGUUUUAUGCUGAGAAUUUCGCUCAGAACAAGAGUCUUUUUGAUAUAUCGUCACAGGACCUGAAGCAUGAAAAAUAACCAGGAGUACUUCAGAAUUUUACUCUGAAUUGCUUUAGUAUUCGAUUGUUAAAACUGUAUUCUUAAGGAGAGCACAAACGUUAACACUGAGGAAUGGUGACUACUGAUCCCAGUUGUGGUGGUCCCUGUCUGCGGGAGAGGGGAGGAAUCUGGAAAAUUCAAGAAGAUUUAACAACAUUAGAAUUGUUGUCCACAUGCAAUUCCUGUACUGUGAUCUUUGAACAAUAAAAUGUGUUCCUUGUUUGAA